AUGCUAAUUUCCCCGAAGGCAAAACGUAAAAAAUCUAAUAAAGAAGUGCCUUUUCCACCACUAUCAGAUGUGACUCAGAAUUACAAUUGCAAUGACCCUAAAUUCAUUAUCAUUAAAUCCACCGACGUGUCCAACUCUUUAUCAAAAUACAGCGUUUUUGCUAAAAAGACGGCCAUUGAUGGCAUUAGCACCGAAUACCUAUCAGUGAGUAUUCUACGCGAUGACAGCCUGCUGCUUCUAACAAAAUCUCAUAAAGUUGCUGAGAAAUUUAUUAAAUGCAAGAACUUUGGCGGCCUAUGUCCCGUCUCUGUGACCUUUCACGACUCCCUUAACACUUGUAAAGGUACAAUUUUCGACAAGAAUUUGGCACAUACGGAUGAAAAAGAAAUUCUGGAGGCUGUGAAAUCGCAAGGAGUUGUGGGUUUGUACAAAUUCACUAAAACCAUUAAUAAUGUAAAAGUUCCUACAGGCAGAAUAGUUCUAUCGUUCAACCUAUACAGAAUUCCCCACACCAUUGACAUAGCAUGGUAUUCAGUGAGAGUUGAGGAAUACUUUCCUACUCCCAUGAGAUGCCGCUCAUGCCAACUGCUAGGUCACACCAUAAAAAGAUGCAAUAACAAUACUACUUGUGAAACUUGUAACUUUCCACCUCUUAGCACACUACCAUGUCAACGCACAAUGUGCGCUAACUGCUUUGGGCCCCAUCCCGCAUCCGCCAGAGACUGCCCAAAGUACUUACAAGAGAAAGAGGUAUUAAAAAUAAAAACUCAGAACAAAUGCAACUAUGCUGAAGCAAGACGUCUAUACAAACUACAUAACCCUAUCAACCUAAACCAAAAGCAAACUUACUCAUCAGUUCUAAACUCAACACAAGCUUCUCACCACAAUCUCAUGAGCAACCCCAGCGAUCACACCUCUUCAAGUGGCAGCGCUGCAGCCUCCACUCAGCCACUCAACUCCAGUAAUCAAUCUCAUCCACACUCCACGGACACGGCUUUUUCUAGUUCUCACUCAAUCUCACAACUCUCAUUGGAUCACACUCACACUCCUUCAAUAGCUAUCACUUCAUCGACAACUCAAUCUCUCUCAGCUAACUCAAACGAUCAAAACAAUAUGCACUCAACAGAAAACACCUAUUCUGUCUCUCACAUGCAUUCUCCAACCACACCAACUGACAAUACCAUGGACUGUAAUCAAAACAAUUGCAAUGAUGGAAAUUAUACUUCCACAUCGCACUCUCCACACUUUUCUACCCACCACUCUAACCCUCUUACUACUUCCUACAAUUCCUACAACAACACAAAUAUUGAAUCCACAACCCAACCAAACACAAGCCUCCAGUCUCUACUAACCACAAUAUCCGAAAUGCACAAUAAAAACAUAGACUGUGAGCUUCAAGAACCCGAACUAUAG
Molecule: messenger RNA, 1413 nt
Organism: Rhagoletis zephyria (snowberry fruit fly)
Lineage: Eukaryota; Metazoa; Arthropoda; Insecta; Diptera; Tephritidae
Source: RefSeq, a predicted model, not a curated record